Molecule: messenger RNA, 1050 nt
Organism: Phytophthora nicotianae INRA-310
Lineage: Eukaryota; Oomycota; Peronosporomycetes; Peronosporales; Peronosporaceae
Exons: 4
Coding region: 1-1050 (349 amino acids)
Biological process (GO): protein dephosphorylation; regulation of MAP kinase activity
Cellular component (GO): cytoplasm
Molecular function (GO): JUN kinase phosphatase activity
Source: RefSeq, a predicted model, not a curated record
AUGGAGCGUGAUGGAGCUGCGGCGACUUGGUACGAGGCCUACACGUCCGGGGACGAGGUGGAGCGGAGACUGCAGGAUGAGCAGUAUGAAUACGAGGAGGAGGUCGAAGUUGAGGAGCUGAUAGACGAUGAGCCUAUGUCUAUCAAUGGGAGACUCUUCCUCGGGUCUAUUGACGCUGCGAGAAAUGUGGUGGCGUUGCGGCGCCUGCGUAUCGGUGGAGCUCUGGCGCUGCUUGGCAAGGGAGAGGGAGUUUCUGCAGUGUCAGGUCACUCGAGUGCAGUGGGUGAAGCGUAUGAGGAGCUGAAGCUCGCUCGGACGACCGUCGAGAUUGAAGACUCCAAGGACGGUGACUUGCUUUGCAAACUACCGAAAAUACUGGCGGAGCUCAAGAAGCUCGUGGAGACGGCAGAGCGGGAUGACACGAACGUGCUGGUCCAUUGUAUUGCCGGCAGGUCGCGUUCCGCGUCUGUGGUGACAGCUUGGAUGCUUGUCAACGGGCCAAGCCAGCAGAGUGUGCAAGAUGUUGUCGAUCGGAUCCGAAUCAUUCGUCCAUGGAUUGAAAUCAACUCGCAUUUCAUGCGGGACUUGCACCUGUUUCACGCUGCUCUCAAUUUGCCUAAAGGAUCAGCACUCAAUGUGGAGAAUGUGACGCUUCUGAAAGACAGAUCGUUUCCUCGGCUGGAUUUUGGUUCAAACCUCGUUGAUGGCAUUAUACGUGGAAAGAAGACCAUCACGAUGCGUCUUUUAUCAGACAUCGAUAGUGACCUCAACUCGGACUUGAAGGGCAUCUUCACUUACUCUAUCGUUGCGGCCACAACCACGAGUGUAAAUAACUCAUCGUCAAGAGCGCAGUUUGCUUAUCUACAGAUAAACAAGAUUGAAACACGUGAAUUGGGCACUAUCGACCCAACUACUCUGCAGAAAUCUGGCUUCCGUACCGUUGAAGAUGUGCUGAGUGUGUUGAGGCAAUUUUACGAGAGUGUUACGACUUCGACACCAUUGCUGAUGCUCCACUUCCAUUACAUGUGCUCAUAUGAUGAAUCAAGCUAG